Molecule: messenger RNA, 4900 nt
Organism: Neoarius graeffei (lesser salmon catfish)
Lineage: Eukaryota; Metazoa; Chordata; Actinopteri; Siluriformes; Ariidae
Gene: foxo3a
Product: forkhead box O3A
Exons: 2
Coding region: 926-2839 (637 amino acids)
Biological process (GO): regulation of transcription by RNA polymerase II
Cellular component (GO): mitochondrial matrix; nucleus
Molecular function (GO): DNA-binding transcription factor activity, RNA polymerase II-specific; RNA polymerase II cis-regulatory region sequence-specific DNA binding
Source: RefSeq, a predicted model, not a curated record
UUUAAAUGGAAAGACGGCAUUAAGAAAUCCCACUCGAGUUGUCCAGACACGGCUCCUUUAAGAGGUGAAUCCAAUCGUGGGUCUCAGGGGGCGGGGCUUGUGCCAUGGUUCCCUCUUGUUGCUGCAGAGGUUCUGCUCUGCGCAGCGCUUUAACGGAGUGUCUCUAGGUGGAUCGCAGGGUUUCAUUCUGCUCGGAAUGGAGAUACAUUUGGGGAAGGAUCUGUCAAGAACGCGUUCGUUGUUGUUUUUUCUCUGCAUGUGGACGUUAGAGGUGAUUAUGGCUUGAUCAAGGUUUGAAACGUUGCACGGCAGUUAAUUCGCCCCCGCUUUAGGGCGCUCGAGGGAAGCGGGUUUCUUUUCAUUCUGCCUGGAUAGCGGAAAGGCUUGAAAUAUUGUCAAGAUAGCAGCUGUGCUUGGAGAUUACGUUACCAAUAUAAUGGCUUGCUUGGGCUCUCUGCAAUGUGACUUCUGAAUUGUAGCAGCUAACGUGAAUGAAAACGUUAUCCUUGUGUAAUUCGCUAUCGGCUGCUUGCUGUGAUCUGGCUGCUCCCUUGUGUGACUGUUCAGCGCUUUUUAACGUGGAUUUGUACAGAAUGAAAUGCAAAUUGCACUAGGUCUCAUCAACAGGACACGUGGAGAUUAGAUUAGUCUGAGGGCUGAAGAGAAGCUUUAUAGCCACUGGUGCAAAACUAAAAUACAGCUAACGCAUCCAAGUGCAACUUUGCAUUCAUGGUCUGUCCGCUGUUUGAAAAUGAGCACGUCUUGCAUUAGUUUUGGUUUGCCACAAGAGCCAAACGUCAACUUGGAGCCGUCCUGCACAGAAAUACUCGCUCAGAGAUCCGUCCAUUGAUGGAAUGCGGGACUCGGACCGCGGCGGAACUGUGUGGAAGACCAUAAGCGCACAAAGUGUUCAUCGGGGGGAAACAUGGCACAGGCUAGUGCCGAGGAGAAGAAACCUCUUGCAGGAGACGUUGACAUAGAUCCGGACUUCGAGCCUCAGAAAAGGCCGAGGUCCUGCACAUGGCCUCUGCCACGGCCGGAGUGUAACACUGGGAAGCAGCCUGAGCCGGGCGAGGCGGACAUUAUUCCCGAGGAGGAGGACGACGAGAGCAGCCCUGAUCGCCGUGUGGACAACACCAACAAGCAAACAGGAGAGCAAACGAGCUCCACACGAGCUAAACAGAGCCACAGUUGUGAUCCUCCUGGUCCAGCAUUAAACACAACUUGUAAUGACAAGGACAGUGAUUUUUCUCGUUCUCCCAGCAGAACCUCCCAAGCGCUGGCCGCUGCAGCGCCUGACUCGGGCGUUACUACUGUCACACUCCAGCAGCCCAGAAAAUCAUCCGCACGCAGAAAUGCAUGGGGAAAUUACUCCUAUGCUGAUUUAAUCACCCAGGCCAUCGAGAGCUCCCCAGAGAAAAGGCUGACGUUGGCUCAGAUCUAUGAUUGGAUGGUCAGAUCUGUGCCAUACUUCAAGGACAAAGGUGACAGCAACAGCUCUGCAGGCUGGAAGAACUCUAUACGACACAACCUAUCCCUCCAUAGUCGGUUUGUCAGAGUGCAAAAUGAAGGGACAGGCAAGAGUUCAUGGUGGAUGGUCAACCCAGAUGGAGGGAAAGGUGGAAAAGUACCCCGAAGGCGUGCUGUUUCUAUGGACAAUAGCAAUAAGCUAAUUAAGAGUGCCCGUGGCCGUGCGGCUAAAAAGAAAGCUGCCCUCCAGGCAGCUCAGGAUGGAAGCUCGGAGAGCUCCUCCAGUCUGUCCAAAUGGACUGGGAGUCCCACGUCCCGCAGCAGUGAUGAGCUAGAUGCAUGGACAGAUUUCCGCUCUCGCACUAAUUCCAAUGCCAGCACUAUAAGUGGCCGAUUGUCUCCUAUCUUGGCCAACUUGGAGGUGGAUGAGGUUGCUGAUGAUGACUCCCCACUCUCUCCAAUGUUGUACUCCAGUCCCAGCAGCAUGUCUCCUUCCACUGGCCUGACUGAGCUGCCCCGCCUUGCUGACCUUGCAGGUACUAUGAAUCUCAAUGAUGGCCUCUCAGACAACCUAAUGGAUGACUUGCUUGAUAACAUCAGUUUAACAGCUUCACAGUCUCCAGGCCAAGAUGAUGAUGGUGCCAGUGAACAAGGAAGCCCCGUGUUUACCUUUAGCUGCUCUGCCAGCACUCUUGGGGUUCCCAACUCCAUAUUUAGCUCAUUAUCUGUUACCAGCCUGCGCCAAUCCCCCAUGCAAACAAUUCAGGAGAACAAGCAGGCCACCUUUACUUGUGGUUCCCACUUUGGGAAGCAGAGUUUACAGGAUAUGCUCAGCUCUGAGCCUCAUAACCACAGUGAUGUCCUACUGACCCAGUCUGACCCCUUGAUGUCGCAAGCCAGUGCCUCCAUCUCGUCUCAGAGCUCCCGUCGCAAUGGACAAGCUGGGCAUGGGGGACAAGUUGGACUCAAGAAGGUCUCACUGUCUGGAUGGCGAGUGAAUGGAGUUUUGGGGUCAACAGGUGAGUCAGACUACCAAAGCCUGAUCAAACAGCAUCCUCAACAGUCUCCAUCCAGGAGCACAUCUAUGCAGCUUAGCUCAUCUGAUUCCUUGUUGUCAGGUCUCAAUGGUAUCGUGCCCUGUGUGCAGUCAUCAACUCAGGAUCGAUUCUCCACCGAUCUUGAUCUUGAAGAUUUCAGCGGUAACCUUGAUUGUGACAUGGACACCAUUAUGCGGAAUGACCUGAUGGACGCAGAUGACUUGGAGUUCAGCUUUGAUCCUCAUCUUUUUUUCCAUCAAAAUGCGAAUCUGAAUUCAGGGAGUAUGUCAAACACCAAACAAACCUCAUCCCAAAGCUGGGUACCAAGCUGAUCAGCUCAGCGCAUGGAAUGUAGUGAUGGGGCAGAAAAAAAGCUUUAUAAACUGUCCCAACCUUUUAAACACUGUCCUGUGUAAAGGACAUGUAUAAUAAUCUGACAACUACAGAUUGGUCAGAUGAAUUAAAUUUACUAACGGAUUUGAUGAUUGAUUUAAUGGUUUUGUCAACAAAAGUAAUGAAUUGUGAUGAACAUGGGCUUGUAUAUGAUGCAUUUCAUGAAAUUGAUUUUGUAGUUUGACAAUAAGGUUGAAAGACUGAACUAAAGAAACUAAUGAAGUUGGAAAGGUUUUGAUGUUUUUUGGUUAAUAUAAUGAAGUCCCUUAAUCUACUUAAAGAACUACAGUAGGCCUAGACAAGUAUUUCACUGUUACGUUAAGAUUGUGUAACCAUAGUUUAGAAGGUGAUGUUCAUAUUGCUAGUACUCACAUUUGAUAAAACCCAUGAAUUCUGCCAAACUAGUAAUCAUUUAAUAGACCAUUUAGUUGGCCUGUUUACACCAUAGACUAGAGAAUAUCUUUUUAUUUUUUGUCUUCAGAAUUGAUAUGGGAAUGUCUUGUGCAGCCUUUAUAUUAAUCUGGUAAACCAGAAAAAGGGAAGAAAAUGAAUCAUGUGAUGUAUCCAUUAUUCCUUUUACAGAACAGUGAAAUAAGACCAGCUAAUGAGCUAUUAAAUGUGAUGUUUAAAAAUCUGUUCCUUCUCUGGUGCAAGGCAUUUAAUGCUCUCUUAAACUGUCAUGGGGUGCAUUUUAUUAACUACUUGAUCCUACCAAGCGUUCUGUCAUUUCCAUCUUGACUUCACGUGAAAGACUGAACAUCUUUAAAUUAGCUUUCUGUGAUGUGUACACUAAAAUGUUUAGCAUAUUUAUUCUAGCGGUAAGAAACAUUACAAAUACUUACAGAAUAUUAGAACGUGAAUUGCCACUACUUUUUUUUUGUGUAUAUUUGGAAAAACCACCAUUUAUAAGCUUUUAGGGCUACAAUGGCACACUUUUAGCCUUUGUACAUAUCUGCACACUCCAUGGUGCUCUGUAAAUAAGAGCACUGUUUUUGCUCUUAUGGCAAUAUGCAGCAAGGAUCUUCACUUUGCAUGCAAGAAGCAGACCUGUUUUAGUAUUAUAGCUACAAUCAGUGUAAGUUAGUUUGCUUUCAUGGACUGUAUUUUACCUAGUUUGUUGAACAUGCUAAGCAAAUUAGCUGACCCACAGUGAGCCUACUAUUUUGUAUGUUUAGUAGUAGUGCCAUUCAGAGACCCCUGUCACUUGGCAAGCUCACAAGAGUUGCUUUAUCAUGGUUGAAUUCAAUUUUAUACACACAACUUCAACAUCUCAAGCACCAAUGUGCAAUCUUUUUAUGAAUAAUGUUGAGUUAGGGUGGUAGUCAUUGUUUACAUAAUUCCAUUGUGCUAAUAAUACCAAGAGUAUUGUACAUUGCUGUCCUGAUAAUGGGAUAUUUAUUUUAAAUUAGCUUGGAAAAUGUAUCCUGAUUACAUGGUAUUAUUAAGGCAUCAGUAGGAAAUGCAGUUGAAUGCAAAUGAGAAAAGUGAACCAUUUUAUGUUUCACAUGCCCUAUAUACCACAAAUGGCUAUACUGAACCUAUUUACCAACAGAAGAGUUGAGUGUUUGGUAGAAUAGCAAUGUGCAUUGGGUAGUAGAUUGGGAUGGAAUAGUGCAUGUAAAUAAAGCUUUGCACAGUACUGUGAUUUUGUCUUGGGUCCUUGUUGCCUUUUGGAAAUUAAGGAGUUUAAUUAUUAAAGGAAAGCCUGUUUUCUUGUGAGGGUUCUCCACCCUGUCCUGAUGAACAUGAUUCAACUUUUAAAAAAUGAUUCAGUUAUUUAAAUUACUGUUACAGAAAACAUUGUGCAGAGAGAAGCCUGAUGAAAUAUAGAAUCGAAUAUCUGAGCACGUAUUUCACUACAAUUAUUCAUGCUAACGUUCUACAGAAGCUUAUUCCAAAUGCUUGUCAUUUGUAAAUACAGCUGAAAAUUGUUUGUUUGAUUUUUAUUUUGCUCCGUUGGUCAAUACCAAGGGUGCUUAAUAAAGGCUUUAUAUCCACAA